This is a messenger RNA of Hyalella azteca, 1446 nucleotides long. RefSeq lists its product as uncharacterized. Bases 509 to 1321 code for a protein of 270 amino acids. Lineage: Eukaryota; Metazoa; Arthropoda; Malacostraca; Amphipoda; Hyalellidae. The transcript has 4 exons. The record is from RefSeq and is a predicted model, not a curated record.
UUUUUAACAGCUACUAACACCCUUCAUUUGCUCUGAGAAAUGCGUUAGCUCUCUUAGUCCCGAUUUAACUAACUAAAACUUGUGGGUAACUAACACUCGAAUCAUACACAUUUAGGUACUUACUGCUGGCAAUGAUCUGAGUGCCUAAUUUGAGGGGAGCAGAAACACUCUCUGCAGUCUUUUUAGGAACAGGUUUUAGGACUUCUGUGUAUCGCCGGUCGUGACUGCUCUUUGUAGAGUUUGUUGCUGCUCACCUUAAAUCCAUCCUUAAUCUUUGAUCCUUCAGAGACAGCCCACUGUCUUAUCCCUGACGUCUAAUCUAAUACCAAUGUCUGGUCGAGGGGCUACCUUGGACAAGUCUCCAGAGCUCCUUCCAAAUUUUGACUAAAGAAGAAGAAGAAUGUUUGUGCUGUCGAGUUGCGGGAGGUCCGGUAAUAGUUGAUUUAUUUGUUAUAAUAAAUUUAAAUUGUGAAAUCUUCAAAGUUACCAUCACUGCAUCACACCCUAUAUGCCUUUAAAAGCUGUGUUCAUUCCUAUUGAGUGCGUGGCUGCGUCUUCACCCCAGGCCGCAGGGCAGCGCAGUAUGGCAGCCUUGUUUAGAACGCUGCUUGGGGUGACUAGGAGCCCACUGCGGAAAAUGGCAACCCAGAAGCAGGCAUGUGAUAUCCAGCGCAAGCUUGAGAAUGGCACUUACUCUCUGAUGCUAGAACCUCUUGUUCUUGCGGUUGACUACUCGAACCAGGUUUAUUUACACAAGGAUGGACUAAACCAAGAUUUUAUAAGACAUCUCCAAGGGCUGGAUGAUUGGCCAGAGGAAAGUUAUCCAACCCAGAAGUUGAAGUCAUCCAGUUUCGGGGACUAUGAGUUUAACCUGGGAAUUAUCCCCUCGAGAUAUUUUGAGUCCAGGGAGAAGCUGGACUCCCUGUACUCUCAGCAGUGGCAAUAUGAAGAACCGUUUCAUCUGGACGAGGGAGUGGAGACUGUGGAAAAAAUUUCAUUUCAGAAGGCCUUGGAACUUCUGACUAUGACGAUCUCCUGUAACAUGGAUUUUUAUUUGGCAAAUCACGAGGAAAUGGAAAAGGAUUUAGGUCGAAAAUUGGGUAAUUUUGAUCGAGAUGACGAGAAAUUAGUGAAAGGUUUGGAAGAGGAGCUGUUUUAUAACCAAGUUAUUAAGAUGAUCGGAGAAAGCGAGGAUGAUGACCGGGCAACCUUUACAGUGAUGCUCAAAGACUUCAGGAAGUUGUUAGAUGAUGGAAAUAGCACGUUCGCUACAGCAAAACACGGAGAAUAUUAUCUAUUUUUUCACCAUCUUACAUCAUAGCUAGCCUAAGUUGUGCAUAAACUUUGUUUUCUACCUCAAGAGGACGUUUGCUUCUAGUAAAUUUGGUGUGUAUAGCUAAGGUGCUAAACAUUUAGUGCUGUGAAUAUAGUCAAGGUCCUAAACAU